AACACUGGAAACCUAGACGUUCUUGAGUUUCUUUACCAUUGGUUAAUGGUUAUCCGUAAUGGAUUUGUGACAAAUCCUUAAAGUUGGUUAAAUCGGGAGAAAGUGGAAAAAAAAGGAGGAUCCCAGAGGACAAAUGACCUCGUCCACCUUGUAGCCGAGGAGUGAGAAAAUGUCGUCUUACAGGACGGAAGAGGAGCCGGUCGUCGUUUUGGAUCAAACGGACCAACAUCCAAAAAGCAACGGCCUGGCCAAACCAGCGACCACUUCUCCCGAGGCUUCCAGCACAGCCAGCGACUCGCCGACACCGACAAAUUCUGUCCAUGAAAAGAACUGGUACACCACGCAUUGGCAAACACUAGUAUGCGAAGAGCAAAGACAGCUUUUGGGCACUGAGGAAGAAUCUUCAGACCGUCAGAGUGAUGGCGAAGUUGAAGGUGAUGUAUGGGAGAUCACACAAGAGCAAAGGGAUUAUUACAGGGCACAGUUUUGCUUGCUUCAACCUGACAGCCAAGGCCUUCUGCAGGGUCAUGUUGCCAGGUCGUUUUUUGAAAAGUCUAAAUUACCUGUUAGCGAACUUAGAAAAAUUUGGCAGCUUUCCGAUGUAAGUAAAGACGGAGCAUUGUCCUUAGAGGAAUUUAAUACAGCUAUGCACCUUGUAGUUUUGCGAAGAAAUAAUAUCCCGUUACCUGAUGUCCUUCCGCCAUCUCUCGUCCCGUCAAGACAACCUGGACAGCCUCAUCUUGGGAAACAAUGGACAAAAUUUGUUGAAUCUCCGACAAACUCGGUGUCAUCACCAGGGCCUAAACCAGUCAAUUUUGAUUUUCAGAAGUCUUCAGUUGAACAGAGAUUCAUUCCACCCCACAUUGAGGACCCAAAGAUCCUCCAUCCUGUUCCACUUCGAGUCACACCCGGACUGGAGGCUGAAGAAAAUCCUGAGGUUAUCCGGCCUAUUCAACGACCCCAGCCGAAGAAACACACAGCUCCUGGUCCAGGCGCAAUCCCUCCUCCACCCGUACAAACUCUCCCAGAGGAUUUAGUAAUAUGUGGCAAGAAAGAGCCUCCGCCACCUCCACCUCCAAGGCCGUACCGGCACCAUACUAGAAGUUCUUCUCUAGAUCUCACCAGAUUAGGCAAAGCAGCGCAAGGAAUGUUGAACAUGCCUCCAACUGUACCACCGAGAACAUCUCCUGGAACAGUUUCACCAAGGAAACAGUCCAUCAACGAGAAAUCUCAAUCACACGACAUGGUCCAACCCAGUUUUGCCAAUUUUGCCCAGUUCCCUGAAGAAAAAAAGCAAGUCACCGCUGGAGCUUUUCAGAUAUACAAGAAACCAGUUUCAGAAACUUCAGAUCCAGGGCACUGGUCACCGGCUGACAUACCUCUUGAUGUCAGCAUUGUUGUUCGUGAGGCGCACAAUCAGGCAUUGCGACAACAUUGUCAUCUUCUCCAGAAUAGUCUUACGCAGCUCAAGGAGGAGAAGGCUGCACUUCAAGCGAUCCUUGAUAAGCUCAUAACUCACGACUGAUCAAUCUGUUUUAAAUGAGUAUAUUUUUAAUUCUUUGUUUCUGAGCUUCUCAAUGAUUAUAAAUUGUUGGUGAUAUUUUGAAGUUGAUGCACGAAAGUAUUUAAUAUUGUAUUAUAAUUUUUAGAAGAAAAAGUGUAUAUUUAUUGUUUUAUCUAUUGUUGUAUUAAAUUUUGUUUAUAUGCAAUCAAGUGUGCAUUAAAUGUACUUUUUAGUCUUUAUUUUUAAAAAUUAAAAAUCUCUAUAUUAAUAAAGCUAAAAUGAUCUGCCUUUGA
This is a messenger RNA of Cimex lectularius (bed bug), 1797 nucleotides long. RefSeq names its product ralBP1-associated Eps domain-containing protein 1 (gene Reps). The transcript has 12 exons. Gene Ontology annotation, biological process: endosomal transport; endocytosis. Gene Ontology annotation, molecular function: calcium ion binding; protein binding. Bases 170 to 1525 code for a protein of 451 amino acids. Gene Ontology annotation, cellular component: plasma membrane; cytoplasm. The record is from RefSeq and is a predicted model, not a curated record. Lineage: Eukaryota; Metazoa; Arthropoda; Insecta; Hemiptera; Cimicidae.